Girardinichthys multiradiatus is the source of this 10704-nucleotide messenger RNA. RefSeq names its product synaptotagmin VIIa (gene syt7a). Gene Ontology annotation, biological process: cellular response to calcium ion; regulation of dopamine secretion; calcium-ion regulated exocytosis. The record is from RefSeq and is a predicted model, not a curated record. Gene Ontology annotation, molecular function: calcium-dependent phospholipid binding; calcium ion binding; clathrin binding. NCBI's taxonomy places the organism in Eukaryota, Metazoa, Chordata, Actinopteri, Cyprinodontiformes, Goodeidae. Gene Ontology annotation, cellular component: axon; synaptic vesicle; membrane. Bases 542 to 1987 code for a protein of 481 amino acids. The transcript is spliced from 11 exons.
GCCCACAAUCCAUGCUGCCCUGGGUGGGGUUCCAUAUCGUCCGUAUCAAGAAACUGUUUUUUUUUUUUUAUCAUUUUACUUUCUAGCACAAGAGAAAAUAUUCAAAUCAAGCCUGAACCCAAUCAACAAGCUGCGGCUGCAGGUUGUAUUUAACAUGAUGCACCAAAUGAGGAUCCAACAAUUACAUGCAGCAGCAGCAGCAGAACAAGCAAGCACUGGAGACUUUACGCAGCUGCAAAAGUCACUCUCCCCAUUUUGUCCUCUAAGUCACAGUACGGAGAGAGAAGGAGGCAGGAAGAGAGGAGAGAAGAGGAGAGAGGGAGGGAGUAUAGUGAGAUUCUCGGACUGGUUAGCCUACCUAUCCACUAGGAGGAGAGGAGAGGCAGCCGAGCAGCAGCAAAACAAUAAACACCUACUACUACAAACCACAUCGGCGGAGUUCACGGCACACGCAAUAAAAAGAAAAAAAAACAGGAGUAAUAUUAACAAUCAACUGUAACAAAACGCCAUUGUGUUCGGUCGGGAGAGAAGUCACACAGCCAUGUAUCUGAACAGGGAAGAGGACAACAGCAAAGGCUCAGUGUCCCUCAGUGUGUUCCUGGUCUCCCUCGCAAUGACAGUUUGUGCAGUUUGGCUGGUGGCUCUUUGUGGCGUCUGUGGUUGGUGUCAACGGAAGCUGGGAAAGAGGAACAAGCCGGGAGUGGAAACAGCCGACACUCCAGAUUCUGCACGUGGGCGAGGGGAAAAGAAAGCCAUCAAUGAUCUAGACAGAGACUUUUGGAAUAACAAUGACAGCAGCACAGUGCAGCAGAGGUGGAGCUCCUAUCCGCCCAAGGAGUUUGUACUAAACAUUUCUCCCUAUGCCCCAUAUGGAGAUCCUCGCCUCACGCUCAAUGAAGGAAAGCUGGUGGUCCUGGCUUUGGCCAUUGGUGUGGCAGAGCAAGAUGACUUUGCCAAUAUCCCUGACCUGCAGGAAACAGCGCAGGCAGCACCGCCAGCCAAUCAGGAGCCCCCUCCUGAGAAGAGGGGCAACAAGCCAGCAAACAGCCCCAAGGGUCACAACCAUGAUGCUGACGGCCACUCGUCUGUAACCGACCUGGCCAACUCGCUCACUGGAGACAUGGUGAUGUUGUCCCCAGGUUCAGAGGAUGAUGACGGUGAAGGGCCUGUCAGCGAAAAGCUCGGUCGGAUCCAGUUCAGCAUAGGCUACAGCUUCCAGAACACGACCCUCACCGUCAAAGUUCUCAAGGGCCAGGACCUGCCAGCCAAGGAUUUCUCCGGCACCUCAGACCCUUUUGUCAAAAUCUACCUGCUGCCUGACAAAAAGCACAAGCUGGAGACCAAGGUCAAGAGGAAGAACCUUAACCCGCACUGGAAUGAAACCUUCCUCUUUGAGGGCUUCCCUUACGAGAAGGUGAGAGAACGCACUCUCUACCUCCAGGUGUUGGAUUACGAUCGCUUCAGCAGGAACGACCCCAUCGGAGAGGUGUCAAUCCCCCUGAAUAAGGUGGAACUGGGCCAACUGAAGACCUUCUGGAAGGAGCUCAAGCCCUGCAGUGAUGGCAGUGGGAGGCGAGGAGACCUGCUGGUGUCCCUCUGCUAUAAUCCCACUGCUAACACCAUCACUGUGAACAUCAUCAAAGCACGCAAUCUCAAAGCCAUGGAUAUCGGGGGCACCUCAGACCCCUACGUAAAGGUGUGGCUCAUGCAUAAGGACAAGCGUGUAGAGAAGAAGAAGACACCGGUGAUAAAACGCUGUCUGAAUCCAGUUUUCAAUGAGUCCUUCCCCUUUGAUGUCCCUGCCCAUGUGCUAAGGGAGACUACCAUCAUCAUCACCGUCAUGGACAAGGACAGGCUCAGCCGCAACGAUGUUAUCGGCAAGAUCUACCUAUCUUGGAAGAGUGGACCAGCAGAAGUAAAGCACUGGAAGGACAUGCUCGCUCGGCCGCGUACUAACGUCGCCCAGUGGCACGCUCUUAAGGCCUGAUCACACCACCCAGCUUUCUCCAUGGCCACUUCCCGUCUCCUAUUUCCUGCCCCUCUCCCCUCUUCCCGCUCCCGUCCUUAUGCACAAGACUGACUUGCUGCCAGGCUGCGAAACACGGGUACAAUUAGCCAUCUGCUCUCUUAAACCUUUAAACUCUUCUCUAUUUUCUUUUAGAAUCUCAAUUUUCUCUCCCACUUCUCUCUGAAUUUCUCUCCCCUCCUGCUGUUGUGUGUCUUUCCUGGAUCGCCACUUUGCCAAUAGUCCCCUUGUUUCUGACUGACUGUACGUCUGUCUUUCUGUCCUUAUGCAAUUAACCCAUGGAGGUCUAAAAUUCUGUUUCUUUGUCAAUCCCUUGGUUAUUAGCGUCCCUGCAGCCCCUGACCAGUUAAACAAGUUGGUAUCUCAGAAUAAUUUGAACUCAUUUAAUCCUGUUCAAUAAAUAGUACAGUUACACAAUAUAACACAAUAUGUACUGUAUGUACAAACAGGUGGAUCUCUAUAAAUUACAGUGACAUUGAAAUGUUAAUUUAUUUUAGUGAUUCAACUCAAAAAGUGGAGAUCAUUAUAUAUACAUUAAACCAGUCAUUAAACCUCGUUAAACCCAGAUUAAUAUAUUUCCAGUUGUUAUGUUCAUUAAUUUUGAUGACUGUGACUUAUAGCUAAUAUGAACCCCAAAUUCUGCUUCUCAUAGAAUUAGAUUAUUACAUAAGGUCAAUGAAAAAGAUUUUUAGUACAGAAAUGUGGUGCUAACAUGUACUAUACAGUCUAUUUACGCAAUACUUGGUCUGGUCUCUUUUUGCAUGAAUUACUGCAUCGGUUCUGUGUGGUAUUGAGGUGAUCAGCCUGUGGUUCUGCUAAAGUGUCCCGGGAGCUUAGCUUGCUUUAAAAGCGGCCUUCUGCUCGUCUUCAUUGUUGGCUCUGGGGUCUCUCGUUUUCUUCCAGACAAUACUUUAGGUUUAGAUCAGGAACGUUUGCUGACAAAUCAAGAACAGUUAUUCCAUCGUCAUUAAAGUAGAUAUUACUUUUGGCAAUGUGGGCAGGUGCCAAGUUCUGCUGAAAAUAAAAUCUGCAUCUCCAUAAAGAUUGACAGUAGAAUGAAACAUGAAGUGCUCUAAAACGUUUUGGUCAACAUCGGUGUUGACUCUGGACUUUGUAAAAUACAGCAGACCUACUUGAAGUAACUUGCAGUCCAUUCCUAUUCUCCUUUUCUCCAGAAUCUGGGACCUUGAUUUCCCGUAAAACUUACCUUCUGAUAAAAAGAGAACUUUGGACCAGUCCUUUUUCUGCUUAUCCAUGACAUUAUCUCUUGUUCAGGGGUAACUUAACAAGAAAUGUAACAGUUGUAGAACAUGUCGCAGAUUCGACUGUGUGCUGUGGCUCUUUAAACUCUGACUUCAACCGCAUUCAUGAUUCUCCCUAAAUAUCUUGAAUAAGCUUUGCUUCAAAAUCCUCUCAAGUCUAAUAUUAUCUCCAAUGAUUGUGCCCUUUUUUCUGCCACACCUUUUUCCUUCCACUCAACUUUAAAUUAAUAUGCUUAGCCACGAACUUUUGUCGCUUCCCAUCCUUGUACAGAUGUCAGUCGCUGUCUUUGAUCAUAUGUUGUUUUUUUUGUCUGAGAAGCAGGAAUUAAGGUUUUCAUUUGUUGUAACCCACAGUUAUCUAAUUUAAAAGAAAUAAAUGCUUCAGAUAUAUCAGUAAUGUUAAUUUAUGAGUUUCCCUUUUAGUAUUAAAUUAAUGAAAUUAAUUAACUUUUCUGUGGCACUGAGAUGCGGCUGUACACUUCUUGAUAUAAUUUAUUUAUAUAGAUUGGCAGGGCUUACCCUAUAAACACUACCAGUUAACCACAUGUUAGCCAUUGUCUGUCAGCUGUUUCCCCAUUUCAUCCCCUCUUGUCUCAAGUAUAUAACAUUUUUCUCUCGUAGCAACCCUUUUCUGCUUUACUCAAGAACAGUUUUAAUGUUCAGCUGAAGUCAUUGAAAGCAAUCAAUAAUAGGUUUGUGGUGAAACAAGCUGAACUCAGGAUGGAUUUGUUCACAUUUUUGUCUCUUCUCUUCCUCCUAUUUUCCUCUGUGUACUCUCUUUUUUCCUUUUGUCUUUCUUCUGGCACAAUAUUACUGACUUACUUUGCCCCACUACCCCCCUCACAACAACCCCCUUUUUGGAGCCUUCCUUGUCGUCUGUGUGCUGUGGGUGCUGUGCUGUAGCUCCAACAAAAAUAGAGAUUAAAAAAUGCUACUUAACUUUCCAAAGCUGGGAAAAGAGGGGACGCAAACUUGUGACAUGGAUUCGUCCCGAUUUUUCUAGAAAGAAAAAAAAAAAGACACGGAGAGAGAAAAAAGAAGAUGAGAUCCCAGGAUGUAACUUUUCAUAGCAUCACCAACUGAGGAAACUAAUUGAAAUCGUCCAUUGUUAACAGGAAAAAAAGAGGCCAAAAGCAAAGUUUGUGCACAUGCAUUCAGCUGUGUGCACACACUUCUCUUCGCCCUGUGCUCUUUUUCAUGCCGGUGGGUGUCCACCUCCACCAGGUUGGACCGCUGUGUUAAUGUGUGCCUGCUGCUGGUUGAGUGUGCAUUCACAGGAGUAACACACUUCAAACUUGACAGAAAUCUUCUUCUCUUUUCUCUUUCUUCUCUCGCGCUCUUCUUGCUCUUCUUACUGCCAUUGUUUCCCCAUUCUCUACUACCCUGCCUUCUGAUCGAGGGCAUGGGGAAGUUCAUUUUGCACUUUUUUGAAAAUGUGAUAAUAAUAAUGAUGGUUAUAGUUUUUAAUGAUGAUGAAGAUGUUGAUGAUUAUAGCUGUGGUGAAAAUCAAGGGAGGAGAAUCUGAAAGGGUUGGCGGCAGUCGGGGGGAGAGAUGACGUCUGCUCCGUGAUCUCAGGGUUUGGAGUUGAAGCGGAGGACACAGGGGAUACAGGGCUCUCAUCCUCCUUUUCUUGGUCUUUUUAGGUUUUUUCUUGUUUAAGUCUCAGCGUGCUUAUGUGUGCAUGUGUUUGCAUUUGUGAGGUCACUCCAGAACUCCUGGUGGGAGUCUACUGAUGUUUGAAAUGUCAGGCUGGGAUGGAGAUUCAAGGCACGUCUGCUUGUCACAUGGAGACUGGCCAACACAGCAGUGCUAUUACAUAAUGUGCCGAUUAACAUCAAGCUUGUCAGAGCUCUAAGCCACAGCCUGCACAUUGUAAUUCUGUAUGAAUCUGAGUAUUUAUUUAUAUAUAUAAAUAUAUAUAUAUAUAUAUAUAUAUAUAUAUAUAUAUAUAUAUGCAAAUUUUUUUUAUUUGCAUAGCUUUAUUUUAUUUUAUUAUUUAUACUAGUGGCCUUUUUUAAACAGUAGUUUGACAAGAAAGAAGGUGGACAGAGAAGAGGAAGACAUGCAGGAAAUGUCUCUAGAUCAGGAACUAAACCCAAGACAUGGUUUGCCUGCUUUACUAACUGAGGCACCCAGUGCCCAGCUUAUUUUUAUUUCUAAGUUAAAACCUCUCUAAGUUUCUUUGAAAGAAAUCCAUGGAAUUGUUUAUCGCAGAAUUAUGUCCAUUACUGUAUCUUACUAUCAGUAAACAACAGUAAAAGUAUUCUUAGAUUGGAGUAUCAAGAAGAAAAUCUCAUGAAGUCAAAAUAAUUGCUCCUCAGACUGGGCCCUAAUCCAGCAUUAAUUAAACAGGUAAACAAAAUGUGUUAGAAAAAUUAAUAACAUUGUGAUUGCUUGACUUGAAAUAGUCAAGGUAGGGGUUGUUUUAGAUUGCUAAACGAUGUAUAGCAAGACAACUUUAGGCCUGUAAGCAAAGUCAAAACUAAUAUUUCACAUAAAUAUUACUUUCAUUGAAUAGCCUAUGUACAUAGCACAAGAAGAAGAAUAGUGUUUUUAAGACCUUUGGGUGCUUUAGACAUUGUCUGCAUUUGUGGAGUAACUGUUAUUAUUUGGUUUAUGAACUGUAAAUAAUAGCAACAUUAUACAUUAGAAUGGUUUUAAAAACCAGAAAACUGAUUAGGAAUAAUAACAGACCUUUUAAAGCCAUUGCUAAUGGGGUGUUUAUGCAGUUACUUUUCUAACUUCCUGUAACUGCAGCUGUGCUCUCAUGCUAAUGAUAGCUUUUAUGUAAGAAGGUACAAAUAGUGGGAGGUCAGUUCAGUUGUGUAUUUUUUUUUUUUUUUUGUUACAUUACAAGUAACAAAUAAAAACAAUUCAAUUGUCAUUUAAUUUUAACUUGGAAUAAAUAAUGUAAAGAAAUUGUGUUUUUCCUGUCUGGAGAAUAUUGAUGAAGUUUUAUCAUUCUUUAGAAUUUAGAAGAUCAAACAGCAGAAGGAUGUUAGCUAGUAGCACUGCUAGUACAUCCAGCUGGAUGUACAGGGUAUAGAGACAUUGCUAAGGAGACUGUUGUGGUUUUGAUUUUGACUAGCAGCAUCUCUUUAUCUAUUUGCUAUGUGGAUGUUGGCAUUUUUUGUUUUUUGACUGUCUCCAAAGCAGUAUAACUAAAGCAACUGGAUAAAGAGUCAUUUCUAUGGAAACUGUCAAAAACGGUUGUAUUUGUGGGUGUAAAUAUCCAAGGAACUACACCCCACCAUCUCCUGGACUACCAGUUAUAAUCCAUUCUGUGAUGGGGUCCAAUCUGACUAGUUGUUAGGUAGACUCCUCCAUGAGCAUUUCUUCCUGAUUGUCCAAACUGAGAUUGCCCAGACUGUUAUCGGCAGAUACUGACUUGAAGCACUUCUUUGGAAACCCACUAUGAAAAUCAGAAAUAAACCUUUUUGGUUGGACUGACUAAGCAAGUUCAUACAUAGCACAGCUUCUGCUAACACAGCUUUAUUAGCUUAUUUGAUUCACACUAAAGAUGGUGUCAGCACACAACUGUGCAGUUGUAAACUGGCCAACACCGCAUAACUCCUCCUCAUGAGCUUUUCUGGGCAGCAUGCGGUGUGCCUAGUAUGUUCUGGGCAACAUCUUUCAUUUGAGCCUCAGUGCUGGCUGCUGUGAUGCACUGAUCCAGUCCAGUGCCCUUCAGAACAAUUGGCCAUCCAUGGAACAGGGCUCACUGUUUUGACAGCCAGUGCCUGCAGUGUCACAGCACAUUACACUCCCAUUAGGUGGUCAGAAAGGAGCAAUAUCUGCUUCCUUGUACCUCGCUAUUUGCAGAAAUAACUCUGGGUAAGAAGAAAAAUGAGCCAUGGAGCACUUUUAUAAGUAACAACAUGUUAGAAGUAAAGGCCUUGUCAUCCAUCCAUUAGCUUGGUCGGCUUUACCUUUGAGAAUAUUGGAGCUUAUCCCAGGUAAAAUUAGGCGAGGGGGUGGGUACACCCUGAACAGGUGCCAAGUCCAUCACAAGGCUGACACAAAGACAGGCAAUGCCUAACAAUGGAUGUUUGUGGUCAUAACACAGAAAGGCCCCCAGGUGACCAGCAGUCCCUAUCUCCAUUUAUCUGUCAGUGCAAAUGGCUGCUCCUCCUGGCUUGUCAGGUAAAGACAGAAAUUGAUCAGUUUAAUCAAUCUUGAAAGUGUGAAAACAUCAUGUGCACCUGUUAAGCAGACACAGUGUCUCAACUAUCUACAAGGACCAACAUACAUAUUGCUCAGAAGGCUAUGCUACCAGGCUUUAUAAAGCUCAGUCAUUAGUGACUCUGUAAACUUGGAGAUACAGCCUUAUUUUUAGUAACAUGAGUGUGAAGCCACUCAUCCUGCAAGGUAGACUGCCGAGAAUACUUUCUGACUUUCAGAAGUCUAAACUCUGACUGCUUUUUAAUCCAGAUGACUUCCUAAAUGAAAAUCCAUUGAAUUAUAUAUUUUCUGUCUUACCACACUGGUCAGCAUUGGCAGGUUGCAGAGCUAACAUUCUGGAAAAUUCAUAAGUUUUCUUUUGACUACAAACUGAGCUUUCACAUUUAGGAAUAAUGGUAUCACUACAACAUAAAAAAAUAGCACAAAUGUUUCUGUUGAAAGCAUAGUAGUUAUCUUAGUUAUCUGGAUAUUUAUAAGCUGUACAAGUACAAAAACAGAUUCAGCUAAAUCUGCUUUGAUGAUGAAAUUAGAAUAAGUGUUUUCAGAUGGGACUACUCUUAAAUGUUUGACUCUGGAACAUUAUAAGACAAAAUGCUGCAUGUUUGUAAUAAUGCCUGUGCCCUCACAGUGUAUUUACUUUAACAACAGUGUAUAAAUCCUACAGAGAGUUUCUAUCUAGAUGAAGCAUUAACAUGGAUCAAAAGCUAAGAGCCAGUAUAAAGAAAUCAGCUCCCAAAUACCACUUUUUUUGCAAAGCCACCUGUCUCACACCUCUAAAUGUGCUGUGCUUUGUUGGCACCAACAAUGUCAGGAGUGACCUUCACCAAGCCAGGGCUCAUGAAUAUACCAGCACAGCAUUACAGAUGUUCCCAGCCAAGCAUUUUUUCCCCAGACGCAGUCCAAUUGGUGUUUUCGUUCAGCCUCAGUGCUGUCUCUCAUCAUUAUAUUUAGUUCCUGGCAGAACCAGUGAGCAGGGCUUGGUUUGGUUCCGAGUAAAAACGUUUUGCUGCAGAGUUACUGUAACUUUUCUUUCCCGUUUUUCAGCGAUAAAUUAAGACUUCUUGUAUCUAGAGCUCCAGCCAGACAAAUUGGCACCUCUUGACACGAUGUGUAAAAGCUUUAAAAUAAAUGUAUCUUUUAUUGUUGUAACUGAAAAAUAUCUAAAAUUCAAACAUUGAAUUUAAGCGUAUUUGCUAAGUGAGACAAACAUUUUUUUUAAAUUAUUGUUAUUGUGUUAACCCUGGGUAAUCUUUCUAGAUUUCUCAGAAUCCUGAUUCAUCUUAUGCUCUUUAUUCUGUUCAAUAUUUAGGCUUGGAGACUGACAUGGCCAUGGAAGAAGGCUUAUUUAGUUUGUGGUGAACCAUUUUUGUGUUGAUAUGAUGAUAUGUUAUAAAUUAUUAUCCUGCUAAAAGACCAAAUGAAAACCCAUUUUCAGAUCUCUGGCACAGGCCACCUAAUUUUACUUUAAACUGUCUGGGUAUUUCAAGAAGGCCCACACCAUCACAGAUCCUCGACUUAACAGUGGACAUGAGGCACAUUUACUCACAUUCAUCCUUUGUCUUAUGGUAGACCAAAACCUUAGUCUUGAUCCCAUCUGACCAAAGCACGCAGUUCCAUUUAAAACCCCCAGCAUAGUUUUUACCGUCAUUUCUCCCAAACAACCAGCUGAAACGCAGAUAGAUUUUAACGGUUGUGUGCUAUUGGAGAUUUUUUUGCUUCCCUCACAAUCCUGCUCACAGUGGGUGGUGGCGAGAUAAAUGUUGGUCCUCAUCCAGUCUUAAUCAUUUACAGUUCUUUUAAACCUCUUAAUUACUGCUCUAUCAGGCAAGUAUAGAAGAGUAUCUUUUCAUUGUAGCCUCUUCCAGACUUGUGAAGAUCAAUAAACAUAUGCUGUACUUGAAUGGCAUGUUUAUUGUCUUUCCCAUUUUGAAUAGUGACUUAGAGGAAGUGACCGGUGUGUCAGUUCUUUUAUACCUCUGUCACGGAUUACUUAUUAAAAGUUUAUAGAUACACUAAUCAACCUAAAACGUUACAUUUAAUUAAAUAAAAAGUUAUUCUUAUUUUGAAAUUUAACAGAAUUUGUGUUUUUGAUAUUCUGCUUUGCUCCAGACUGAAAUAUUUUAAAGCUACUAGCUGAAAUUUGGCAUAGACAAUCAUGGUUCCCCAAAGAUGCAUAGUUUUGGGAGAGAUCCCAACAGACAAUAUUAAGUCUUUCUUUUGAUUAAAUAGGACUGUAUAGGUGGAAUUGAAUUUGAGUUAUUUUUCUUAAGACUCAACUGUGUAUACUAGAGUAUAAAAUUCACAGAUAAAGUUUCAUCUUUGAACCUUCUUUUGUUUAUUUUUCAUGUGUUUGCAGCCACUAAUUCAUCACUGUCACCGAUUGACAUUCUCUUUUUAAUUUACUUAUGUUUACUUAAGUUUCGUAAAUAACUUCCAUCUCUCACAACUGAAGGGGUCUUACCUGUUCUUGAUAUUCUCAUGAGGCUGAUGAUAGUGUUUGUCCUUGUCUCAUUCCUCAAUCCCUUAUUAUUCCAUAGUAGUUUCCCUGAUGGAUUUCUUAAGUUAAGCAUCAGUGACUCACUCUAUUGGAAAGGUGCCUGUUCUGCCGUAGUCUUUGCUAAAUUAAAUUAGGGGUAUUCUUUCUCUUGGAGACCUAAAUGUCUGUGUUUGUGUGUGGAUUAAAGUGAGGCUGUAGUAAUCCCAUCCUGGAGGAAUGUCUUUACUGUCCAUUUUUCUGCUGUAUCAUGUUGUGACGGCUGAGUAGGCUCAGGAGUCAUUUGGCUCACCUUGUGUGUGCAUUCGUCCUGCCCUGCGCCGACAGACCUCUUCUUCCCCCCGACUCACCCUUUCAAUUGUUUUAAGCAUUGGUGAAAACCAAUGUGACUCCUCUCAAUCAGGGUUGUAUGAAUAGUAACUUCACGAAUAUGAAAAACAAUAACAAGUAAUAAUUUCCUUUCUGUUCAACAUUUGACUGUUGGUUAGCGUGUACGUAUGUGUGUGCUUGGUGUUCUUGUGUUUGUUUCCUUUACACAGCAUUGUGAAAAAAAAUCCUUUUUUGUUUUUUAAAAAACUUUAUGUAAAUAUUGUUGGUGAAAAUGAACAUUUAUUGUACUCCGAGUUUUCAUCUGUCACACGAGGCAAUGAUUAAAAACAACGAUACACAUGAAUAACAAUGGUGAUGUUGAUGAUAAUGAAGCUGAUUAUACCUGCCCUUCUUGAAUAAGGGCUUUUGA